AUGAGGCCUCUUGGCUCCCCAGGGCCUGGGCAAGCUUGGCUCUGCAGUAGUGGAGGAACUACCGACUUCAGCAUGAAGCAAUUAGUAGAAGGCUCCACCCUGAAGCUGGCCAAGCAUAUUGGAAGGAAUAGAUGCAAGCACUUGGCCUACCUCACCUUUGAUGCUGAUGUAAAGGAAGAGUUCGUGAUGGACGAGGCACCCCUGAGGGCCCUGAGGGCCCUGUUCCAACUCAGCAAAUCGGAUGAGCAGUCAGUGCUCUUUGCCACAGCCUCGGUGCUGGUAAACUGCACCAACAGCUAUGUCUAUGAGGAGCCCGACCCCAAGAUGGUGGAGUUGGCCAAGUAUGCCAAGUUCUACCUUCCCCACAACAAACCAAGCUUCCUGAGGGCCUGUGUGGUAUCGAUGCCAAUGUGCAUGGUGAAAAUCAACAGCCCUGUGCUCACCAACACCUUCCAGGACCUGCUAUCCAGGGUCUUCCUGGCUCUAGUGGAGAACAUGGAGGACCAAGGCACCAUGGAAGUUCAGAGUGGGAGUAAUGCUCUGCUCCCACUGGCUCUGGAGGGCACCGACGUGGGGCAGACCAAGGCGAUCCAGGCCCUGGCCAAGUUGACCAUCACCUCUAGCCCUGAGAAGACCUUUCCUAGGGGGCCUGUAUGUGGUACUGCAGAUGGACUGGAAUUGAUCUGGUGUCCUCGCUGUGUGAUCCUGCAGAAUUUCGAGGCACUUAUGGAACUGACCAACCUGAUGGGCAUCAGUGAGCAGCUAUGGCAGAAAAUUCUGAAAGUACCCAUGAUCCAAGAUUAUAUGUUCAAGGAGCUUGAGAUGAUCCACUGCACAGCCACCAAGUUCAUGAGCAAUGUGGCCAUGAGUAAAGAGGUUCAGAAACUCUUUGAAGCCAUGGGUAAUGACCAGCUCAAGCUGCUGGUCCUAGACAGCGGUGAGGACGAUGAACUCCUCUGGAGGGCAGCAGCCGGGGGCCUGGCCAUGCUCACCUCCAUGCAGCCAUCGCUCUGCAGCCACAUCCCUGAAGUGACCACCUGCAAACCUCACACUCUCCAGCCCCUUCUGCUGAGGCUCAACCUUGAGUUGCAGCACCGGGCGCAUUGGUGGUGCCAAACAUGGCAAGAGGCCUACAGGGAGCUGGCAGGCAGCCUGGUGGAGAAUGAUAUUCUGAAGAUCUUGUUCAUGCUGGCCAAGGCCAAGGAGAAGGGUCCUUUUACCAAGGAGGCCAUCGCCUGCCUUGGGAAGGCAAGGGAGUAUGGACUGAUGAAACCCAACGAGGGUGGAGAGUGA
This is a messenger RNA of Suncus etruscus (white-toothed pygmy shrew), 1293 nucleotides long. Its product is annotated as protein unc-45 homolog A-like. The transcript has 10 exons. The coding region runs from base 1 to 1293 and encodes 430 amino acids. NCBI's taxonomy places the organism in Eukaryota, Metazoa, Chordata, Mammalia, Eulipotyphla, Soricidae. The record is from RefSeq and is a predicted model, not a curated record. Gene Ontology annotation, molecular function: Hsp90 protein binding.